Molecule: messenger RNA, 2406 nt
Organism: Plutella xylostella (diamondback moth)
Lineage: Eukaryota; Metazoa; Arthropoda; Insecta; Lepidoptera; Plutellidae
Gene: Phyhd1
Product: Phytanoyl-CoA dioxygenase domain containing 1
Source: RefSeq, a predicted model, not a curated record
CAUGGCAACCCCGCGAUGCGCGGGAGUUGCUACGUUGUUCAGUCGAGCUUUAGCCGUCAGUGAGUGCGGACGUGCGUAGAUCCAGUUCUCAGUUCAGUGCAACAACGAAGCCACCAUGCACGACACCAUACGUAAUCAGUUCGAGCAAGACGGCUACGUGGUGCUGGAAGACUUCCUGCGGCCGGCCGAGUGCGACGAGCUGAAGACAGCCGGCCUCGAGCUCACCAACCACCUGCCUGAUGGAGAGCAUAGAGCCAUCUUCUCCACUACGGAUAAAAACCAACUGAAAGACGAGUACUUCCUGAACAGCAACGACAAGAUCAGCUACUUCUUCGAGUCGGACGCCCUCGGGCCCGACGGGAAGCUGAAGGUGGACCCGAGCGUGUCCUUGAACAAGGUGGGCCACGCCCUGCACCUGCUAGACCCGAUCUUCCGCUGCUACACGUACAGUGAGCGCGUGCGCGCCGCGUGCGCUCAGCUCGGCCUGCGCGACCCCGCCGUGGUGCAGAGCAUGUAUAUCUACAAGAACCCCGGGGUUGGGGGCGAAGUCGUGGCACACCAAGACGCGACCUACCUGCACACUGAACCCAUCCCCCCAGUCGGGUUCUGGAUCGCACUCGACGACGCGACCAUAGAGAACGGUUGCCUGUGGAUGGCGAGGGGCUCCCACAAGUCUGGCGUCCACCGCCGGCUGAAGCGCACGGGGGGAGACCCUGCGCUGGACUACGACCGACCCGCGCCUAUCUACCCGCAGUCCAGCUUCACCCCUGUACCUGUUAGCAGAGGCACCUGCGUCCUGAUCCACGGCCACGUCGUGCACAAGAGCGCCCACAACAAGUCGGACAAGAGCAGGCACGCGUACACCUUCCACGUGGUGGAAAGAGACAACAACACGUACUCGACGGAGAACUGGCUGCAGGAGGGCGAGAAUGCGCCCUUCCUCAACAUCUACACGACGCCACAAAUUGUCUGAGCCCGCGGCGCGAGCGAAUCGACCUUAGUUAAUAGUUCUAAAGAUGGCGGCUUGUAGAAAAUUUUAGCGGUAAUUUUUUUGGUCAAUAUUUCUUUAAAAAUUGUAAGUUUAGUAUUAGGUAGACUGCUGAGGUUCUGACAUGAUAAAAUUAAUAUAUUUAUAGUCAUUUCUUAUAGAUUUUAAUAUAAGUCAGUACUUAUAAUAGUCAUCCUACUUAUCCUUAACAGAUAUUUAAAAAUGUUGGUGCUUUUGCUGAAAUCUGAUAAAUUGGUCAACACUCUUUGCCAGUCGUGAACUCAGUCAAAUAGUAGGAAUAUUACUUAGAAAACAUAAAGAGGUAAGUAUAAUGAGUACAAGAUAAAUCAUAAGAUAAUUAAGUAGGUAUGUUUAAUAACCCUAGAUCGCCGUAUUUUUUUUAAGAAAAUAUUUUUUAUAAUUUUUUUGUUCUACAUUCUUUAUAUAAGUAAUUACCUUUAGAAAUGCGUACCAAAAAUAAUUUAGUCAUUGUUUUGAUAAAAUAUGCUUUUAAAUGCACCUAUUAUAGAAAUGUGGCAACUUGCAUUUUACUUUAAGUUUUCGUAAUUAUUCUUUUAGUACAAGUAAUUUGAAAUAUUUGCGACAAAACAAGCAAAGAAUAUUGUUGUCCUAAUGGCUGAUAAUGAAACAUAAUAACCAUUAUUUACAAUCACGAGGGAAACCGUAUGGAAACGAGGAUUCUAAUGUUUAAGUAAGUACAAAAGUUUAUCGUCAAAAUAGUUUUCCUUGUUUAAGUAUCAUUUUUUAAGUAUCCGUGAUAUGCUGCUAUUAAGUGUGAGCAUUGUGAUAAUUUGUGAAUACUCGUAAGUGCUUAGUUUUCAUCUUUAGAUAGUAAUUAAUAAUUACUAAACACCGUUUGUCCACUACGUUGGCUCUCGAAGGCAAAUACGUCGAUGCCGUCCCGUCAUCUUCAACAUCAGUGGACAAACGCACUGAAGGUAGCAUCGCGUAAUACACUCACGGGCAAUGAAAAAGUUCCAGUCACAAAAUUCCGAUACCAAACGACCCCAAUUUUUUUCAAAGAUUUAAUUUAAAUUUUUUACCAAAUACCUACUAUCGAUUUUACUCGGUAAUAACCUGAUGCUCUGUUAAAUGUACUUUAAUGUUGCAGGAGGCGUUAUUAAGCUAGCAUUUUCCGAUUAGGAGUAAUUUGGUGUUUUUCUCAGUGGAACCUUUUCAUUGCCCGUGAGUGUAUAAGUUCGUAGAUAAAGAAAUAAAAUGAAAAUGUCUGCCAAACUCAUUUUAUCUCGCAGGAUUGGUGCGAAGGAAUGACCACCAUUUUCAUCUUGUUUCUACUCAGGUACUUAAUCCUGCGCGUAUUUUACAUAAUAAGUAGCUAUAAUACCUAAUGGUGGUUUUUUUUAGCACUGAAAAUUAAAUAAAGUUCAUAAAAAUUA